Trichogramma pretiosum is the source of this 1422-nucleotide messenger RNA. RefSeq lists its product as uncharacterized. The record is from RefSeq and is a predicted model, not a curated record. Lineage: Eukaryota; Metazoa; Arthropoda; Insecta; Hymenoptera; Trichogrammatidae. The transcript is spliced from 3 exons. Bases 282 to 791 code for a protein of 169 amino acids.
GAUACCAGCAGUCUUCGUUUUAAACGCCUCGUCGCAAGCUCUCUUUCUCUCUUACACUCACUCACUCUCUCUCACGCACACACGCCACUGUGCGACACGAUAAACGGGGUGCUGGUGGCCCAGACGGUGCUGUAAUUUGUCCUGAAACUUUGCAGAGAGUCAAUCGGUUUUGACGUGCCCAAGUGAUCGUCGUGAUACUUCGCUGCGGGAAAUCUGCAUUCUCGGAACAAAUCUGAUUGACGAUUUUUCUGCUUAAGCUGUAAAUCAUUCGAUAUUCAAAAAUGGGCAGCCAGAACAAGACGUUCAAUGCAUCGACAAUUCAACUGAUCAAAUGGUUCGGAGUAAGCUGUUUAUUGGUAUCGGUUGUGGCGUCACAAGUCCAAGAAAACUUGCAUAUCAACGAGCGCCACGGCAAGCCCGAUAUGAGCAUGGUUCCAACCUUUCAAAUCGGCAGCAGAUACGGUCGCAGUCCCCUUCCUGGAAAAUCGGUUGACAGGGCCAAUAGAUUACUGAUGAUGGUACCAAGAGUAGAUCGUUUCUAUUUCGGUAGCCGUUACGGCAAAAGAGGGUUGUCUUCGUCAUCGGCAGCGGCAUCUCCGCUUGUAUCGCAUCAGCAGGAAGAGCAGCAACCAUCGCUACACGAUAGGACUACCUUUGACGACUUUUUGAAUAGUUAUGGUUUGACGGAGAAGCAGUUCAACGACAUCAAGAGAAUAGUCCAAGAGGAGCGAUGGAUUAAUAACGAGGGUCAAGCCGAGAUCAGUAAUGAUUUGUAUCUCGAUCAAAUAUAAGUCCACCAACCAGAUAUAUUACAUAUAAAUACAAAUGUGAAAUCGUAUUACAUUACCAAGUCCUUAGUUCCGAAGUUGUCGUGUCACGUGUGUAUAAUCACUUGCAUUAAGUUUUGUUUUUUGAACGGUUGUUAUGUCAAAUUUCGUACUUUUUCGACUCGAUAUUUCUUGUGUUUUUGAUCGGAAACAAUUGCAUUAAACGAGUUGGAUUUUUUUAAGUGUAUUAUUCUAAUUGGUUAAAUAAUUAUACAUAUGCCCGAAAACGUGAAAGUUUAACUGACAUAUUUCUCUAAUUAUUUUGAAUAUAUAAAGUAAUUUAGAAAUGUCAUUUUUAACAUCUUUUUUCAAGGCCUAACUAUGAUUCACUGAAAUACUUUUUCAUGACUAUAAAAAGCAAGAAUUAUCAUUAUCGUAUUUUGCUAUUUUCACAGUUACCUUUAUUUGUGUUAGUCUAUAAUAGUCAUCUUGAUUUUAACUUUUUGUCUAUACCAGUGACUGAAUUUAUAGCAUACCAAUGAUUGUUCUAGUCGAAUAACUAUCAAUUGUGUGAAUCAAACGUUUGAAGUAAAAAAAAAAAAAUAAAUGUUACAUUUGAUUAUUUUGUAAGUAAUGUAAGUUUUAUUGAAAACCC